Messenger RNA from Funneliformis caledonium, 2766 nucleotides. The record is from the annotation of a GenBank genome assembly. NCBI's taxonomy places the organism in Eukaryota, Fungi, Glomeromycota, Glomeromycetes, Glomerales, Glomeraceae.
AUGCCUCGCCGCAGAAAGGAUAAAGAAAUUGACGACGGGUUGGAUUCCUCGUCAGAAAGUGAGAAAGAGUUGUCUGAAAUCUCGGAUACUCUUUUAUUGGAAGAAAGAGAAUUAUUUGAAAAUCCUUCACGCCGACAUAAACGCCGCAAAUUCACAAAGGAAGAUGCAUACCUUGGAAUUUGGGCAGAGCCCGACGAAGCUGAUCGAUCUAAUCGGCCAAAUCGCAAGAAAAGAGACGUACAAUUUGUUGCUUCAACUUCGAGAUCAGUCAUCGAGGAUGUUGAAGCGAUUGACUAUGCAGAUACAGAUCAUUCAAGUGGAGAGGAGGUAGAAGCAAAAAAAAAUAAUGCAAAAAAUAUAACAAAAAUAUCUGAUGAUUCUAUUGCUGAUAAUUCCAAUACUGUCGAGGAAGAAAAUUUUGAAGGACAUGUAGGUCUUGGUCUAAAUUCUUCACGGAUGAAUAUUGACGAAGAGGAACCGAAAGGAGGAUUAGGUGCAGGAAUAGGAUAUAAUACAACCCAAAAGGAAAUGUUGUCCUAUGCAUCAGGUUCAGCCUCAAUUCUAGAAUCCACAACGUUAGAUGAAAUGCUUAAUAUUCAAUUUUCAUCUACGAAAAGGAAAGGGUCACAACCGAAAUCGCAGUCUGGCAUUAAAUCUAAUUCUUCAAAGAAUCCAGUUGAUAAAAAUUUUGGAAGCUUUGAGAAGCAUACAAAAGGAAUUGGUUUGAAAUUAAUGAUGAAAUAUGGUUACAAAAUAGGUGAAGGUUUGGGUUCAGAUAAAAGCGGUAUUGUCAACCCAAUUGAGACGCAAUUGCGUCCUGCGAGGAUGGGAUUAGCAUUUCAAGGAUUUAAAGAAAAAACGAAACAAGCUAAAGAGGUAGAAAAAAGGCAAGUGUUAAGUUUAGUUGAGGACGAAGAGGAAAUUAGCAUCAAACCGGUCAAAAAAGAAAAAAGUAAUGCAUGGAAAAAAUCUGCUAGGGCUAAAAAGCCUAAAAUCGCUUACAAGACUGCAGAUGAAAUUAUCAACGAAAUUGGUUUUAGCCCAUCGGUCCAACCGAUCAAAAUUAUUGAUAUGACCGGUCCACAGAUUCGUGAGCUUUCUUCAGCUAGCCAAAUUUCCUCGCUAGCAAUUCCAGACACGUCUACACGACUACCAGAAUUGCGUCAUAAUCUUCGGUUGAUUGUUGAUAUAUCGAAAGCGGACUUGGAACAUUUCACGAGAGAACGGCGUAUACAAACCGAACGAACUAAGGUAUUGAAAAAGGAUAAAAUUAUAGCAACAGAACAAACAGAUGAUGAAAAAAGAAAGAUAAGUCGUCUUGGGGAAAUAAUAUCAAUUAUUAAAGAAUGUAGUAUGCGGCUUACCCUUUCCUUGUCAAACGGUUCCUUUUCAUUAAAAGAUUUUUAUGACCCUUUUGAAAAAAUACAAAGUGAAUAUGUCAAUGAAUUCACUACUUAUAAUUUAGAUGCUGCUAUAAUUGCAAUUAUUACUCCAGUGAUUAAACAAAACAUGAUCGAUUGGAAUCCUUUAAAAUCUCCUGAUUUCUGUUUAUUAGAUUUUCAAAGAUGGAAAGAUUUAUUCAGAACAAGUCCACCUAUAACUAAUGCUCCACCCUUAGAUGAUGAUAGGUUUAAUUAUAGUUCUUCAAACCAACGUCCUAGUGAAAUUACCAUGACGCCUUACGAAAGUAUGAUGUAUAACGUUUGGCUUCCCAAGAUCAGGUCCGAAAUCAAUAAUAAUUGGAAUGCCCGUGAUUGUGACGCACCAAUAACACUACUCGAAUGUUGGAAACCACCCUUGUUGCCAAUGUUUAUUUAUGAUAAUAUUAUAGAUCAGCUUAUUAUGCCAAAACUGACGAGAGAGGUGGAUGCCUGGAAUCCAAAUACUGAUACACAAAUGAUACAUCAAUGGUUGCAUCCUUGGCUUCCUAUAUUAGGUGAUCGGAUGGAAUCUUUAUAUUUGACCAUUCGCCAAAAAUUCCGAUCAUCCUUACAAAGGUGGGAUCCUAUUGAUACAAGUGCAUUUGACAUCAUAGAACCUUGGAAAAAUGUUUUCAAGCCGGAAGAUAUGCAAUCACUCCUAGUUAAAGCUAUAUUACCAAAACUUACAGUGACCAUGAAAACAAAACUUCAGAUAAAUCCAAAAAAACAGGAAUUAGAGGUUUUCAAUAGUAUCAUGACGUGGCGAGAUUUAUUCACUCCUAGAGCUUUCAAUCAGUUAUUUGAAGAUACAUUCUUUCCAAAAUGGUUGAAUGUAUUAUAUAUUUGGCUGACACAUAAUCCUAAUUAUGGUGAGAUACGACAAUGGUAUCUUUUCUGGAAGUUACUGUUUCCUAAAGAAAUGUUUGACAGUCCGAUUAUAGAAGAACAGUUUAUGAGGGCGUUAUAUAUGAUCGAAGAAAGUAUAUCUUUAGGAAGCGAAGCACCUAUCAGGUUGACUCAUCCUUCUCAACAAAAUACAAUACCGGAACCAGAACAAUUCAGAUUUCCAUCUGAAAAGAUUGAUACGGAUAUCGGGGAUAUUACCUUUUUCGAAAUUGUGGAGGAGUUUGCUCAAGAAAAAAACUUUUUGUUUUUACCAACCAACAAAAUCCACGAUUCUGGAAAGUCGCUAUUUCGUAUGGGUGGUACUUCAGAAGGGAUUGGUGGCUUACUUAUGUAUUUAAGUGAUGACGUUAUGUUUGUCAAGGAAGGUCAAAACUGGACACCAAUGGGAUUUGGAGAAGUUUUCGACAAAUUAGAAAGUUCGAACCGUCGGCGUUUCUAA